Molecule: messenger RNA, 4385 nt
Organism: Anolis carolinensis (green anole)
Lineage: Eukaryota; Metazoa; Chordata; Lepidosauria; Squamata; Anolidae
Product: complement factor H-related protein 5
Exons: 11
Coding region: 203-1897 (564 amino acids)
Biological process (GO): complement activation
Molecular function (GO): complement component C3b binding
Source: RefSeq, a predicted model, not a curated record
GCUUUGGGUUAAUGUACCUCAUUUCCAUAAGCCUUCCCCCCUCUUUUGUUAAACUAUUAAGCAAACUGCGGCAGCACACAAAUAGAAGGGAAAAUUCAUAAAAACCAAAUGAGAGCACUUUGUGAAAUCAUCCUCUGAAAUAAUUACUAACUGGAAGUAAAGAUUCUACUUUACAGACCAGUUGUAAGUUGUCUGGAUCACUAUGAAUUGCUGGCUGGUCUGUUCCAUUGUAUUUCUGCUGUCAGGAUGUUGUAUCUCACAAGAUGAAACAAUCGUCUGUGUCCUCUUUGACAUACCUAAUGGGUUUUUUAUGGAAUCAAGUGGGAGUUUUAAUAUUAGUAAUACAACAACCUAUGGCUGCCAGACUGGCUUCACAACUUUGCAAGGACUACACAGAGGAGAGACAACGUGUCUUCUAGAUGGAUGGGUACCCAAACCAGAAUGUAUCAAGACGUGCCCAAAGCCAGUGGACGAGAACAUUAUCUUCAGCACAACUAAACCAGUUGCAUUACUGGAGGAAAAACUGAUCUUUGAAUGUACAGAUGGACAUGAAACCAUUAACCAGAAAAGAGGUGGUCAAGCAGUAUGCACAUUGAAAGGAUGGAGCCCAAAGCCUCAGUGCCUAUCUAUAGAAUGUGAAAUACCUAUUCUGGAGCAUGGAAGCAUUCAUCCAAGAAAAGAUCAAUAUGUGAACAGAGAUGUGGUAAAAUUUUCCUGCAUCAGAGGAUACACAAGAGUUGGUUCUGACUCUGCACAGUGUUAUCAUUUUGGAUGGUCCCCACAACCUCCAACUUGUAAAGAAAAGGUUACCCCUUGUCAACAACCACCCAGGAUUUCACAUGGCAAUCUUAUUGGUGACCUUCAUGAAGAAUAUCAGCAUGGGGAGAAGAUGGCUUAUGAGUGUGAUGCCCGUUUUGGAAUGGUUGGAUCAAGCACUGCAGAAUGUGUUGAUGGAGAAUGGAUGUUUUUGCCAUCAUGCAUAGAGGAAGAAAAAACGUGUGGACCACCUCCCAGUAUCACAAAUGGACAUCCUGUCAUUGUUGACAACAAAAACACACAUUGGCAUGGUGAAACUGUGGAAUAUGUUUGUGAUCAAACCUUUGUCAUUCUUGGGACCAACCCAGCCAGGUGCCUUCGGGGACAAUGGGAGGUACCUUCAUGUACAGAUGGUGCAGCAAAAUGUAGACGUCCAAAGAAUGCAAAAUUUGUACCAUAUGCUCCUCUUACAAAGAUGUUUGACAAUGGUAGAGCUGUAAACUAUAUGUGUGGUUCCAGUCUUCAUACAACAAAAUGUAAUCAUGGAAAAUGGUCACCGGAACCAGAAUGCAAAGUUAAAGAAUUUUGUCCACCACCCCCUCAGCUUCCAAAUGCUAUCAAUGAAAUUGAGAUGAAAAACUACAAUAGUGGUGAAGAGAUAAGCUUCACAUGCAAGGAACAUUUUCUUCUUCAAGGUCCACAAAAAAUAUUGUGCAAAGAUGGAAGUUGGCAGACACCCCCACGCUGUGUAGAGGCAGAAGGAAGAUGUGGUCGCCCACCUUCUAUAGAAAAUGGAGAUGUUGCAGACACUCUAAUGACAGACUAUAUGUCAGGUGCAACAGUACACUAUAAAUGUUUACUUUUCUACCGAAUGGAAGGAGUCCCAGCAGUACAUUGUCACAAUGGUACCUGGACAGAAAGGCCAAGGUGCACAGAGGCUUGUACAAUAACAGAAGAAGACAUGAGUUAUAACAAUAUAAGCCUGAAGUUGGCAGUGGGUCCAAAACUGUAUAUAGAAUCUGGAGAAACAGCAGAGUUUAUCUGCAAAAAGGGCUAUCAGGCAAAUCCAACCUCCUCUCCAUUCAAAGCACUCUGUAUUGCAGGCAAGAUGGAGUAUCCCAUAUGCAUAGAGGCAUAUUGAGUGAAUCUGAAGAAGUAUACAGCAGCUGCUUAUAAACAACACAAUUUUCCAAACAUCAUUUUUGUUUUUUGUUUUUUCAAAAAGCCAUAUUAAUUGAUUUUUUAGUUAUAUUUUCAAUAGGUAAUAGAUAGAUGUUAAAGAGGUUGGUGGCUCUGUUGCUUUGGGUUCAUUAAUCCAUGCUGAGCUUUUACAAGAACAAGAUUAGUCUUGUGCAUUUGUAUGGAAUUGUCUGUUUCUAUUUGUACUAUUUGUAUGGCCCCAUUUCCAUUUCUGUCUACUAUGAAUGGAAAUGGGCACCUAUUCAAAUGGGCUUUUCCAUCCAAGGUUUGAAAAAAACAAAGAUUUUUCUGGCCUUGGGCGACAAAAUGCUAGGGCCUGCCAGCGAGGGCCUACGAGCACCAAGCACUCAAUGGCUCAUAGGUCCGGCUCGUACGGCCUACAGUCAAGCACCCAACUGUAGGUCCGGCAGGCAGGGCCUACAAGUGCCAAGCGCUUGAUGGCUCAUAGACCUGGCUCACAGGGCCUACAAUAAAGUGCUGAGUGCUCGAUACUUGACUGUAGGCCCUGCAAGCUGAGCCUACAAGCCAUUGAGUGCUGAGCACUCGAAUGUAGGCCCUAUGAGCCGGGCCUAUGAGUGCCGAGUGCCCAGUGCUUGGCUGUAGGCCCUGCCAGCCAGGGUCUACAGCCAAGCACCAAAAAUCAGCCAGCCAAACAGCUAUCAUUCCCCUUUUCCUUUUGUUUCAUUGCUUCUUUCGUUCUCAGGGGGGUUAUACUGUUCUGUGCCAUCUGAAUGGAUGGAAUGCUACAAAACCACAAUAGAAAUAGAGGAAACAAGAUUUGGGCCCUACUCUACUCUAGGUUUUACAGGCACUACCCAAUGUGCUGAAUCUAUUUUGGAGACAGAAUUUGUAACCUUGAACAGCUUCCACAAAGUUCAAGAGUAGCUCUCAUGAAAUACAGCAUGGUUUUGGUUCCCCAAAUUAACUUGAUUGUAGGCCCUGCGAGCCAGUUCCUCUGGCUUUAUCUUUGUAAAUUGUUAGAAUGGGUCUUGAUUCUGUGAAAGAAUGUGAAAAUUUACACCCCUGAGUAGACAGUUGUCUUUCACUGUUGACUUAUUUUGAGUGCUGUUAUGUAUGCCACAUGCUGAUGUCACAGUUUUUCAGCCAUCUUCUUAUGCCCCAGUAAUGAGCUGUAACUGCUCAUGUGCUGUGAUAACCGAUCUCAAACUAUAAGCUUUUAAACUCUUUUUGAGAGGUUCAUAACAAUUCACAAUAAUCAAAACUCAUGGAGAAAGAGAUUGGUACUAAGUGGGUUAUGACUUCAUGGAACAUUGAUGAAACAUUACAAAAAAAUUUGAGAAAAUUUUGAAGUAAAACAAACCUGAAAAUGUUAUAUAGUUGGAAGAUAUAUUAAAAUAAAUACCUAUGUUGCAUUAUGAACUUUAUACUGAAGCUUUAACAUGUCUUGUGCAUGCAUACACAACAACAAGGGGUGCAUAUAUGUGUCAGAUACCUUAGACAACUGGUCUUUAGACAACUAGUGGGUGCUUUUUAGAGCUGAGAUGGCCAGUUCCCACUCCCAGAUCAUUUAUGAGCUGAACUCUUCCUCUGGGCACACCAAAACAAUCCAUUUUUUUUUUCAAAAUGGUGACUAGAAAUGAUGCCAUUUUGAGAUGAACUUUCGGGAAAUAGAGAUACUGCGGAUGAUGAUGAAUUUUUACACAUUCAGAUUUUUGAUAUCAAAAACAUGAGAAAAUUUCAAAUUUUUGAGGGGAAAAUUGGAGUAGUAGAUAUUUCAAAGACAAAAAAAAAUGGAGACCAGAGUAUGGAUGGGAACCUCACUUUCAUUACACUUGGUUGAGAAAUAGGGUCAAGGUGGGAUGGGGCAUUGCAAUGUAAAUAAGAAAUCUGGGGGGGGGGGGGCUAUUGUAAUAUGUUAUUUUGUAUGAGACCAACCAAAUUUGCUAUGACAUAUUUAUAUUGUAAUGAUUUUAUCAACACCAAGGAACCUUGCCUUCAAAAAGAGAAAAAUGUUUUUUUCAAUACAGAGGUAACUCUUUUCUCUGGCAAAUUCCAGGUGCAGGUGCAAAAUAAGAAUGAUUCAACUGUAUGCCAGUCUGUUUUAGUGAUAAAUUUUAUUUUGUAAAUAGCUGAAUCAUAUUCUGUACUGGUUUGCUGACUUUUGUUCCCUACUACAAAUGCUGUAAAUGCAAUAUUAUGUGCCCAGGAUCACCUCAUCAUAUGUUAUGGCGCUGUUGUCGAGUCACGAUACCCCCCACCCCCAAAAAAGAUGUAUAGUUCACCCAAGACUCCGUAACAAAUAUAUGUUUUUUUCCCUAUUUUUGAAUAGUUUGAAUAGCUGUCAAAUUAUUUAAGACAUCUUGCUUCGUCUGUAUGUUUAUGCUUGUAUGCUUGUACCUUUGAAGCAUCUCACUCAUACUUGCAUCCUUUUUGGUCGAACUGAAUAAACCUCUUUGGCUUGACUUCAA